CCGACUAAGUGGUCGACUUCACCAAACUCGCGAUUAUAUCAAAUAUAUUCUGAUUAUAAGUUAUAGUAACAAUAUUUCGAAUUAAAUUUUAAUAACAAUUUAUUUUUUUAAUAAAAUCUAAGUGAGAUAAAGUGACUGAAUUUUGGAGUGUAAUUCUUUUGAUUUAGGACAAGUAAAAUUAACAAUGGGGAUGGGCUGAAUCACUUACAACUUAUUUCAACAACAUUAUUAAAAAUAAAAAAUGACGAACAAAUCGCAGAUCCUUUAUAAUAUAUUUCAAGAGAUACUGGCCGCAUCCGGCAACUCUUCGGAUAGCCAGAGUAUUAAUGAGACCAAGAUCUUGUCAGUAUUACGUGAGCAGGCUACCAAAGGGCAGGGUAAUAACUUGGGUUCGAUUCUAGUGAAAGUUGUGAGUGAUGCACAGAGCAAACUGAACCUCAGCAUCAAACCCGACCCCUGUGGCUACUGCGAUGGUGACUUCAGGCAUGUAAUAGAAACAUACAAUGGAAUUCACGGAUACGUCAGUUUAUUGGUGUGUACUAUUGGUGUUCUGGCAAACUCUAUGAAUAUUGCUGUACUCACUAGGAAGGAUAUGGCUGCUGCACCAAUCAACCGUCUACUGAAAUGGCUUGCUGUUGCUGAUGUUUUUGUGAUGGUCGAAUAUGUACCUUUCUCGAUAUAUAAAUACUUAGUUUUGCCCGAAAAAUUAGAUUUUCCAUAUUCUUGGGCGAUGUACCUACUAUUUCAUAUGCACUUUGCUCAAAUCCUACAUACGGCGUCUAUCUGUCUCACACUCGCUCUGGCCAUAUGGAGAUAUGUCGCCAUUAAAUACUCCGACAGAAGCCAUAUACUUUGCACAGAGCGGAGAUGCAGCCUCGCAAUCCUUACAAGCUUCAUUCUUCCGCCGAUAUUGUGUACUCCGACAUUUAUGGUAUUUGAUAUCCAUACAAAGAACGUGAGUGACGUCAACGGCAACCCUGACAUCGCGUACCACGUCGACUCUGACAGUCAGGGCACUUUGUACCAAAUAAACUUUUGGGUGCACGGAGUUAUCAUCAAACUGUUACCUUGCUCGAUACUAACCGUUAUAAGUCUGUGGCUUAUCGGAGCUUUGUACAGCGCCAACCAGCAUCAGAAGAAUUUGAGGAACUACAGCGCGUGCCCCUCAGCAGAGAAGAUGGUGAAACGUCAGCACAAAGCAGACAAAAGAACUGACAGAACAACAAAGAUGUUACUGGCAGUGUUGUUACUGUUUCUCGUCACAGAACUUCCUCAAGGCAUCAUGGGACUGAUGAGCGGUUUGCUCGGGCCCUGCUUCUUCAAGCGAUGCUACAAUUUAUUCGGAGAGAUCAUGGAUAUGUUGGCGCUGGUGAAUGGAGCUAUCAACUUUAUUCUGUACUGCUCGAUGUCCCGUCAGUUCCGGCAGACGUUCCGGCAGCUGCUGCUGCAGCGACCUCUUGCACGAUUCCUGCCGCCCGCAGCCUCGCACUCCGAGUCCCACAACCAAAACACGUGCUCCGAAAAGAUAAAAAGAUAAUUCUGGAACAACAUCGUAACCUGUCGACAGCGAAGACGUCGGUGCCUUGAGGUCGGGUUCGCCAGGCAAAUGUUCCCGCUGUGUGCGAACAUUUCCUUUAAAAACUGUCAAUUGUCGCAAAGACUAAGUAGCAGUGGAGGACUUUUAUUUCCUACCCAUUUUGGCGAAGUGAUAACUUUUAACCACGUAAAAUACUAAAGUGUGGUUAAGUCACUACAGUGGUGACAGUGACAAUAUUCGAUCCUAAAUGGGAAGUGAAUUUAUUUCUUUUGCUGUGAAUACGUUAAAUAACUUGCGAAUAUUAAUGUGUCAGUGCUUUUUAAACUUUUGUAAAUGUUAUGUACGUGGUACGUAUUUAUAGCUAAUCACGUGUGGAAUGUAUCCAAGUUACAAAUAAGUUUGUUAUUGUCACGUUAUUUGUAUUAAACUAUGGGAUUGCAUUGUAUUAUGGUUAAAUAUAUGACCAUCACGGACAGGCCGACGCAGCGUGGAAAGGCCUCCCGCAAUGAUCCGAUGAUCUGGUCACGGUUACGGGAGCAUCCUGGAAGCGGGUAUCUUUGGGGGAGGCCUAUGCCCAUCAGUGGGCGUUAUAUGGCUUAAAAAACAUGUAUAAAUAUAUACGUAUAAUGUAUUGUUUCUAUUUAAUAAGUACAUUUGUAGUAAUUAUAACAAUUGAUGUCAUUUAUAAAUAUAUUAAUACGCCUUGAUGUGGAAUCGAGAACAUAAAUAAUGUACUCAUAAUUUUUUUAAACGUAUAGAUAGUGAUAUUGGAUAUUAUAUAAUUUAGUUAGAAUACAGUCGAACCUGGAUAAUCGAAAAUCAAAACGAUCGCGAUAUUUUCGAAACUGACUUAUGAAGGUUGUCGCCUAUCCAGGUUCAACUUUGAAUUAAUUUUACUAUAUAAACACUAGGACUUUGAGUAUAAAAAUGUUUUACAA
Papilio xuthus (Asian swallowtail) is the source of this 2475-nucleotide messenger RNA. Its product is annotated as sex peptide receptor-like. Bases 242 to 1537 code for a protein of 431 amino acids. Gene Ontology annotation, biological process: G protein-coupled receptor signaling pathway. Gene Ontology annotation, molecular function: G protein-coupled peptide receptor activity. NCBI's taxonomy places the organism in Eukaryota, Metazoa, Arthropoda, Insecta, Lepidoptera, Papilionidae. Gene Ontology annotation, cellular component: plasma membrane. The record is from RefSeq and is a predicted model, not a curated record. The transcript has 8 exons.